Molecule: messenger RNA, 1081 nt
Organism: Ylistrum balloti
Lineage: Eukaryota; Metazoa; Mollusca; Bivalvia; Pectinida; Pectinidae
Product: transmembrane protein 223-like
Exons: 2
Coding region: 87-953 (288 amino acids)
Cellular component (GO): mitochondrion
Source: RefSeq, a predicted model, not a curated record
AUCUUGCGAAGGCACCUAUUGCGGUACUCUAUGUACUGGACGAUUUUAUAUGGCUAAACGUCUGUAAAAUCCCAAUUUCAUCCAUAAUGGCAUUGUUAUUUGCAAGAAAUCCGGGCUGUUUAUUCAAAGCAUGUAUUGUCAAUAGCAAGUUACUCACCAAAACCACUGGAAUUUCGGGUGUGCGAGGCUUAGCUGAAGCCACAAACAAAACAAUUUCUUAUAAUUGGAGACCGAUUCUUUUAUUCAAGAGGCAAAAUCUACUGUUGUUUCCAAGAUGUAUUCUUCUUAGCGAUAACAGUGCUAUUCGGGGACUAAAAUUGCACAGAUUCUUCAGCACAGGAAGUGCACUUAACAAUCCGACACAUACAACGAAGAGCAAAAACAAGACUUACAAAAACUUAUUUGAUAUAGACACGGAUGUUCAAAAAGACGUACUUCUGUUUAGUUGCCAUAAAGCAGACGCAUUUUACACAUUUUUCUCUUGGUUUGGUCUGAUAUUUCCUUGUCUGGCAAUUGGUAUAGGAGAAAUGGCAUGGACUUCCUUUGGUAAGAUCCCCAAUGAAACUGAAGAGGAAAAACAAGAAGCCUGGUACAACAGAUUUUCCUUGAGAAACAAAGUAUUGCGAUACGCAUUUAUGGUGUUGAUCGCUUUAGUAGCUUUAUCAGGAAUUGGCCUAGGCUUCAUGGUUCCCAUGAGAGCAGUUCGGGAGAUUCAUUUGUUAGCUGGAGGAAAAAUGGGUCGGAUUGUAACAUUUGGACCUUUUGGGAGAAAUAGAACCAUAGAACGUCCUCUGGCUGAAAUUUUACCCUUACACAGCCGUACUGAGCAUAAGUCUGCCUUGAUGAUAAAAAUUGAAGGAUACAGAUUUUUCUUUAAUUGUGACACUGCCAAAGGAAUUUUCCACGAAGAGCAGUUAUAUGACUUUACUGUGGGGUCAAAAAACACAUUAUGAGAAAAACCUUGACCUUUACACAAAAUGUUGAACUUUUGGAGCUAUUGAAAAAAGUGUUUGCCAAUGUAAUCUAUUAUCCUGAUAUUUUUCUUUAUGACAUCAGAGAUUAAAAUUGAAGGAAAUGUUAA